This is a messenger RNA of Pocillopora damicornis (cauliflower coral), 2930 nucleotides long. Its product is annotated as protein arginine N-methyltransferase 7. NCBI's taxonomy places the organism in Eukaryota, Metazoa, Cnidaria, Anthozoa, Scleractinia, Pocilloporidae. Gene Ontology annotation, biological process: peptidyl-arginine methylation, to asymmetrical-dimethyl arginine; chromatin remodeling. The record is from RefSeq and is a predicted model, not a curated record. Gene Ontology annotation, molecular function: histone methyltransferase activity; protein-arginine N-methyltransferase activity.
UAGAAAAACCCACAUGUUGUUGGGAAUGGUCUCUUCGAUCUAUUUGAGGAAGUUGUGUACGUUUUCUUCUAAAAUAGCUGAGAGAUUUUACGGCUUCUCUGGUCGGUUGAGAAGCGAAAUGUUUUUACAGAGGUUCAGUCCAACUACAGGAAGAAUGGAAUGGGUCAUGGAGGAUGAAUAUUACGACAUGAGGAAUGAAAUCGCGAGAUCGUCUUAUGCAGACAUGCUUCACGAUGACGAGAGGAACAAAAUGUACUAUCAGGCAACCAAAGACGCUGUCAAAAAUAUCAAAGCUGCUGGGAAAAAAAUUCACAUGCUAGAUAUUGGAACAGGGACUGGACUUCUGGCCAUGAUGGCUGUGAGGAGUGGGGCAGAUGGGGCCACUGCUUGCGAGGCAUUUGAACCUAUUGCUAAAGUAGCUAGUGAAAUAGUGAAAAAGAAUGGAUUUGGUGACAAAAUCUCAGUUAUUGGGAAACGCUCAACUGAAUUAUCAAUGGAAGAAGAUGGAAAUUGCCAAAGCAGAGCUAACUUACUAGUAACAGAACUUUGGGAUACAGAACUUAUUGGAGAAGGUGCACUACCAACUCUAAGGGAUGCUUGCAAUCGCUUACUGGAGCCAGGAUUUGUCAGUGUCCCAGCAGCAGCUACAAUUUAUGCUCAAGUUAUAGGAAGUGAUGCACUUUGGAGUAUGCACCAGUUAAAUCCACAGCAGAUGUUAGACAACCAAGAUAUUACCUUACCUGCUGAUAUGAAAGAUUGUCGUGGGACUGCAAGUGGUUUUGAUCUACAUGUUGAUGAGCUUUCUGAUGAAGAAAUUCAUAUUUUUACAUCACCUGUUCCAAUUGUUAGGGUUGAAUUCUGUAGUGGAUGUCAGUCAAAGAAUACCCACUGCACCAACAGAGUGUCAAUACCAGAGACCAAAGACAAAGUUGACAGUGAUAAAACAGUGUCUCAUUAUCAUGUUGAGGCUUCAGUCACCCAGACAGGUCCUGUACAUGGAGUGGUCAUGUGGUGGUCUUUAGAUAUGGACAUGAAUGGUGAAAUUAUCUUGUCAACUGCUCCACGCUGGGUACACCCUGAUGGCCACAAAAGACAGUGGAGAGAUCAUUGGAUGCAGGCUGUCUAUUUCUUAAAGACACCGUUGGCCAUGCAAGAAGGUGACAAAAUAAAUGUUCACUGUUACCAUGAUGACUACAGCAUUUGGUUCGAUGUCACACCAGUGAAUAGAAUUGUAACAACAGUUGAUCGUCCGCUCUGCACAUGUGGUGCCCAUGUCACCUGGAGUCGUCACAGAUUUGCUUUGUUGAAUGACAGGCAAAGAUCACAGGCUUUUAAAGAGGCAUUGAGACAGUUGGUUGCAGAGGGUCAUUCUAGAUGUCUGUGUAUCAGUGAUGGGUCAUUGCUUCCUGUCAUGGCAGCCAAACUCGGUUUUGAGAAGGUCAUUACAGUAGAGUCAUCAGUAUUAUUUCAAAAGCUUCUAAAGAAGAUUAUGGAUUUAAAUGGAAUAGCUGACAAAAUAGAGAUUCUUAGUCAAGAAGAGUCAGAUCUGCAGAUUAGGGACUUAUCAACUGUCCAGGUUGAUGUUAUUAUAGGUGAGCCGUUUUUUACAAGUUGCCUGUUUCCGUGGCACAAUCUAUAUUUCUGGUACGCGGCAGCCAGUGCCGCUAGAGUAAGCAAACCAGCAGUCAAGAUAUUACCUAAGGGUGCAACCUUGAAGGCAAUAGCAGUGGAGUUUGAUGACCUUUGGAAAUUCCAUGCCCCUGUGAAUAUCGUGGAAGGAUUUGAUAUCUCACUGUUUGACGAACUAAUAGAGGGAUCAAAACUUACAAAUGAAGAAAUCAACAGUGAAAGUAGUGAUGGGAUAGCACUGGAGCCUCAUCACUUGUGGGAGUAUCCGUGCCAUCCUCUAACUCAGGAAUUCACCCUAAUGGAAUUUGACUUCACUUCAAAUAUACCAAGCCAGAAAAUGGAAAGCAAAGGAGAAGCGAAACUUACGAGGCCUGGCACUUUUCAUGGUGUAGCAAUCUGGAUGGACUUCCACCUCACUGAUAAAUUAACCGUUACUACAGGAUUACAACAGAAAAAAGAUGGUGCAGAAGAGAUAUCUAAAAUAAACUGGGUUCGCCACACAAAGCAAGGAGUAUACUUUGUGAAGUCGCCAACUAAGAUUCACGAUUUAACUCUUGCAAAUGAAAAUACUUCUUGUAUGAGUUAUGAUGUCAGUUUUGAACCAAGCACGGGAGAAAUAGAUUUUAACUUUCAGUUACAGACAAGCUAACGAAGGAAUAGCAUUACAGGCGUAGAAAAAGUCUCUCAAAAGCGUCUAUCUUGUUGGAGUUCUUGGAAAGACAGUUCUUGUUAUGUUAGGGUUUGGGCAGCCCAUUUUCAUCAAGAAGGCUAUGUUCUUCGCCCAGUUCACUUGGGCCACUGCCAACCUAAGAGAGAAAUAUCAAUAAAUAAUAAUAAUUCAUUACUAUCACACUGAAUUACAAAACACACACUUUCGCGACAUGGGAGAGUUCAUAUGCUUAUGCACUUAGAGCACGAUUUCUCCCUUUGUAUUCGCUUGUGUUCGGGGCUUUCACUAAAAUUGAAAGUUUGUCACCAAACAUUGCUUAUAGCUGAUCUGUGACGAGAUACUGUUUUUAAUGAAAAAACGUGGAGUUGUAACCAAUGCCUUUACGCGGAGAGAAAUGAGAAAGCAACAGGCAAAAUUUGGCUUCCUAGGAGUGUGCCGCGCCGUGCUAUCAGAAUGGUUCAGUUUGUCAAAGAUGAAGAACAAAGGAUUACAUGCUCACCUUUGUUGAAAUAACGUACUUUACAGCUCCUGGAGAUGGUUCAAUAGUAAUCGACUUCAAAAGAUUCUGCAAACCGAAAAAAAAAUUUGUGAGCUUAACCCUGGAUUAAAACUCGAGGGUUGUUUACCUUAA